ACGGUAAGAAAAGCGCCGCAGUUGGCACUUGUGUUUAUCCUGUGGAUGAGAGCUCGCUCAGUGCGCUACGGAUGCUCCUGUCGCUUGGGAAGAAUCUGCCUCCCUUCAGGUAGGCGACAUUAAUACAGCAGCUUAGGAAAGACACGUAAUACGUGCAGGAUAUUGGAAAACAGCCUGUUUUUCUUUCGACUCGCGCUUUGUCAUUGCGCAUUUUCCCCUCAGACUAAUCGGAUUCAGCCUGAUUGAGGCCGGCGAGUGUUGCCUCACCUUAAGGAGCCUAAACCCGCUCCAAGCAUUACCAGCGCGGAGGCUCUGCUUAAUUCAAAGUUAAAUGCCGGAUUUCGAGCACUUCAGCUUUUCUCCCUCUAAAAUGAAUCCCGUGUUGGGCGAGAGCGCGUACCCGAUCCAGCAGCAGCAGCAGCAGCAGCAGGUGACUGGCCUGCCAGAUACGGGCCUUUUCGCAGAGUCCCUUUACGGGUCACCUGAGCCACCCUUCAUCUUGGGCGACCAUAUGGUUGUCCCAGGUCAGGAUGGCAUGGGCCUGCCUGGGUUGGACCUGGGCAACUGGCCUCACGGUGCUCCCCUGUACCCACACCGGUGCCCACCUCCGCCUCCGGCUGCCGCCGCCCUGCGCAAUGACCUAGGCUCCAACAUCAGUGUGCUCAAGGCACUGAACCUGCGCUUCCGUUGCUUCCUGGCCAAGGUGCAUGAGCUGGAGCGGCGCAACAAGGCAUUGGAGAAGCAGCUGCAGAGUGCCCUGGAGGAACGGGCAGACAAGGCACCCACGCGGGACGUGGGGGUCCAAACUGGGAGCUUCGGGACAGUGCCGGUGAGGCCUGACUUGAUACUGGUACCGAAUGCCAACUACUUGCCUAGAGGUCUGGCCUUGUCACCAACGCUGGACAACACCGUCUUCCCACUUGGGUCCAGCAACAAGACAAAUCUCGGACAAUUCAACCCAAUAAGUGUUACGGACUCAAACUCCAAUCUUGCCCCUAGUUUUCCCAUCAGCCCUUCGUCUCCUGGUGAUCCUGCUUCUAAGAGCAUCUCCAAUAUCAACGAGAAGUAUGUCAGCACUGGGACUGGGACAUCCACUAACCUCCCACCCAGAUUCCUUCCUGGGACUAUUUGGUCUUAUAACCCUGCUCGGAGAGUCAGUAUUGGUCGGGACCCAAGGGUGCCAGGUCCUGGAGUAUCGUGGACGCACCCAGAUGGGGUGGGGGUCCAAAUCGACACCAUCACCCCAGAGAUCCGGGCCCUGUACAACGUGCUGGCCAAAGUGAAACGUGAACGUGACGAGUAUAAACGAAGGUGGGAGGAGGAGUAUACCGUGAGAGUGGACCUGCAGGAGAAGAUUGGAGAGCUUGAAGAGGACCUUCAGGAGAGCGAGGUGUGUCAGGAUGAACUGGCUCUCAGAGUGAAGCAGCUGAAGGCCGAGCUGGUCCUCUUCAAAGGCCUGAUGAGCAAUAAUCUUUCAGAGUUGGACAGUAAGAUCCAGGAAAAGGCUAUGAAGGUGGACAUGGACAUCUGCAGACGGAUCGACAUCACAGCACGGCUGUGUGACGUGGCUCAGCAGAGGAACUGCGAGGACAUGAUUCAGAUCUUCCAGGUGGCCACGCCUCCUUCAACACUAACCCGCCGUCCUCGGAAACACACCCCUCAGUCUACAAAGAGCAAUGAUGGCGAGGAACCAACCAGCAUCUCUGAGAGUGAGGAUGGUGGGGUUAAAGAGGUGGAGCUGUGUUGUUCAUCCAACAGUCAAGUCAAUGAGGAAAUGCAGAGGAUGCUUAACCAGUUGCGAGAGUCUGAGUUUGAGGAUGACUGUGAUAGUUUGGCGUGGGAGGAGACGGAGGAGACUCUGCUGCUGUGGGAGGAUUUCCCAGGAUACACCUUGGGUGUGGAAACUCAGGGGGAGCAGGAGGAGUCCAUAGAGAAGGUGAUCAAGGAUACCGAGUCGCUGUUCAAGUCUCGUGAGAAGGAAUACCAAGAGACCAUAGACCAGAUCGAGCUGGAGUUGGCCACCGCCAAAUCAGACAUGAACAGGCACCUGCAUGAGUACAUGGAGAUGUGCAGUAUGAAGAGGGGUUUGGAUGUGCAAAUGGAGACCUGCAGGAGGCUCAUCACACAGAGUGGAGACAGAAAAUCCCCUGUUCUCAUUUCUGUGACUGUGGAGGAUGGAGAAGAAGGAGAGAGGGAGAGGAAGAAGGCAACUGUUCCAGCAGAUUCUGGCAGCACUGAACCAUACUGCGACAUUCAGAACAACCUUACUGUCUCUCAUCUUACCUGGAAAAAGUCCUAACAGCCUUUUAUAACUUUGCCCCAACCUGAAAGGCUGUUUACAUUUCAUGGUCAACUGAUGAUCCUGCACUUUACAUCCACAAUUAAUAGAGGGUUUGAGGCAGCCUUUUAAAGGGCCAGCAAUCUAAGACAAAACCUACAAAAAACACUAGUGCCACCUAGUGAUACAGAUUAUCACUACAUCUAACAGAAGUGGAAACACUUUGGGCAUUUUGAACAUUUACACACAAUAACACACUAUUAGCACUUUUUCCAUAAAUACUACUAAUAUUACUAAUAACGUUAAAGGUAAUAUUUUAUCAAUUUACCUCAAGGAGCAUCCUUAAAUAAGUGAAUGAAUCAACACUUUUUGCAUAAAGAAGUCCCUUUUUAAAGUAGAUCAAGAUAACUUAGUAACCUGUAAAGCCAAAAGAGGAUUGUACAGUAUUCCUCUAAUCAAUCAACAGGGCUCAACUUGGGACCAGCAGCAUUCUUUCAAACCCAGAAACAUCCUAUAGUAUACACUGUAGUGCUUAAGUAUCCCUGUAGGUCGGUUGCCAGUCUGUCAUUGUAUACCUAACUUUUAUCUACAAACCUUGGUCAUUUUACCAGGCACACCUACCAUAGAGGUGCACUUUGUAAUUUUACAGUUAUUGACAGUAGUCCGUCUUUUGCCGUACAGUUAAUCUACCCUCUUUUCCCUGUUCUUUCAUGGAAAGGGACCAACAAAAGACCACCCACAACUGACCAGCACAGCAACUGCACCAAUGUACCAGUGUGCAUUGCACUGGUACAAGAGUUCCAGGCACUGCAGUUUUGCCUACAAACCUACAAAAGGCACCUAUAGAGAGUUCCUGGCAAAAUAGCACACUUACAGGUGUGCUUAAUAUGCUGGCAACUCACUGUACAUCGAGACUUAUAAUAAAAGAAAUGAUGUUGUUUUAUACACUGUUUGUAUAUACGCUGUGCUGUACAAAGCACAGCACAUUUGGCAUGGAAGUAGCACUUCAUGAAGUUUCAGAACAUGUAUGUUUUCAGGAUAGGGUGGAUACAGCUGGAUACAUGAGGUUGUUCUACCACCUGUAAAGUCUUAAAUGGUCAUUUUUACGCUAGUGACAUUGCUGUAAAAUCACCAAUGUUGAAAUAACUAUUAGAACCCUUUGGAGGUAAAUGUAACUCUGUUGGUCAGUUGGUACACACAACCAAUCACAACUGCAACUGGACGUAAAUAACAGCACAUCACAGUGUGGACAGAAACAUGCCUCUUGCUGUUUUUGAGAUUCUGAAAUGGCAUCUGCUUGCAAUAGGAAGUGCACUUGAGUGUUCUCUGUAAGAGUUUGCUGGUUCGCUUACUUUUCCAAACCAUUUUCUCUUGAACUGUCUAUGAAUGUCCGUCUGCUCAGUCUCAGUCUCCAUAGAGGGAAUAGUCAUACGAUCAUAGUUGACCAUGCACCAGGAGAACAGUUUAGCACAUUUAGCAGUUUAGCAGUUAUUCUGUCAUACGCUCCACAUUAUCUCAGCAAUUUACAGUAGUCCUUUACACAUUAAUGUAAAUAUAAAUAUGGAUGUAUGAAUAUUACAGUGCAUAAUGAAUAAAGACGAUGUUUGAGUGUGUGCUAGAGGCAAAUAGUUCGAUACAUGUGCAGUUUCAGAGUAUACUGAUUCUUUAAGUGGAAAUGUUUGAGAUGUUUGAUUUAAAUGGCCAAUUUUAUAGCCUUUGUUAUGUCAUUUAGACGUCGCAACACACAUGAUAUAUUGUCAUAUCAAUCAGUGGCAUUCUGUUGUUUGUUUCAAUCUCCAAGUUUUUGGUCUGUUUUUUUAUUUCUUCAAAUCUCAUUCCAUUACUCAUUUGAAAGACCGUGUUUUUUAUACAAAGGUAUUCACUGUAGCAGUGGCACUGGCAUACACUACUUAACAGGGGCCUAAAAUGACUGGAAACUUUAUAUUCACCAUCUGUUUGUAUUCAUUGCAUUCAUCAGUUUGACAGAAUUCACAAUUGUGUUGUCCUCAGUCAACAUUCUCUAACUACAGUAUCCAGCAUGCAUAACACAAAUAUGCCAUAUAUCCAUUGGGCAUCCCUCCACUGCAAUAUAAAAGUCUUGACUGUCAGCAUAGUCACUGAUAUAAUACAGAUAUUAUACUGAUAUUCCACUAUAGGAUUGCAUUUACAUGUAUGGCUUCAUUUGCAUUUCCCAGCUAGCAGAAAUAAUCAAACAGCCUGCACUCAGUAUGGCCCAAAGCCCUGUAGUUUUUCAAAAGCUCCUCAUACCUUCAGCAUUCAUCUGAAGGUCUUUAAACCAAAAAGCCUCAUUCUAGAGUCUAUGGUGGGACCACUGUAAGAUGUGAGUAGGCAUAUCCCCUAAAUAGUGAAGGAGUAGCUGUAGACAUUCAGCUCAAUAUAGGCUGACAAAAUGACUUCCAUAAACUCCAGAUAUGAAUUCAUAUUAAUUUGGAAACAAUGUAAAAUAGACUAUCAUUACUUUUCAUUUCCCUGACUGUAAAAGGCCAGUGACAGCUGUGACUAGCAUGAAUGAGGCUGAUACUGUAUGUACUGAAAUUCAGAAUGAUGAAGAGAGAGAGUUGUGUGAAAAUAAAUGAGAAUAAAAUCUUACUCAGUG
Messenger RNA from Pygocentrus nattereri (red-bellied piranha), 4895 nucleotides. It is a transcript of the gene iffo1a, whose product is annotated as intermediate filament family orphan 1a. The transcript is spliced from 9 exons. The record is from RefSeq and is a predicted model, not a curated record. Lineage: Eukaryota; Metazoa; Chordata; Actinopteri; Characiformes; Serrasalmidae. The coding region runs from base 332 to 2299 and encodes 655 amino acids.